GCAAAUUCAUUUUAUUCUCAAUGGUGAGAUUAGCUAAAGAAAUGCUGAUAGAAGAGUUGGUAAGCGUUCAACGAAUAAGAGAGGUUUUUCAAAUGUGGACUCUGGAACAUGUAAUGUUUGUUCUGCUCCUUGUUCAUCGUGCAUGCAUCGUAACGUAGGUGUCACAGGAUCAAAAUCGGAUGAGUCGUCAGAUGAAAAUGGGCAUGGAGUAGCUGGGAGCCAGUGUUCUGUAAAUGAGGACAGUCUUUUGCCUUCUGUUGUGGUUAAUUCAAAUAUCGCUGCUAGUGAGGCAAGCAACCUUGUUAAUUCCAGUCAUGAUGCUCUCUCUGAGAAUGCUGAGAGUAGGGAAAGUGUCAGACGUUCUGGGAGCAUGAUGAAACAUAAAGUGUCUGCGUCAGUUGAUGUGUUAGAUCAGAGCUCUAACUGUAUAGAAGGACAGCAAGAUGAAGACAGAGACAGUUCAGAGCGGGGAGAUUUAAAUGAAAAAUUAGGACCAGGGGGUAACAAAGACGGGGAGGAACAGUCUGUAGAAGGAUCUACUCCUUCUGGCCAGAAAGGGAAGGAUGGGAAGUCAAGUAAAAGCGCUUCUGUCAAUAAAUCAGAUGAGUCGGUCUCAUCAGUUAUGUCUGAAAGCGAGAGUGAGGAUGCUGAGGUGGAACAUGAUGUAAAAGUUUGUGAUAUCUGUGGAGAUGCGGGUCGUGAAGAUCUGCUUGCUAUUUGCAGCGGAUGCAGUGAUGGUGCAGAACACACCUAUUGCAUGCGGGUAAUGCUCGAUAAAGUUCCAGAGGGUGAUUGGCUUUGUGAAGAAUGUGAGGAAGCUGAAAAACAGAAGCAAGAAGCUAAAAGAAAAAUAGAAACUGAGUUAAACCUCAGUCCACAUAGCUCGGGAAAAAGGCACGCAGAUAAGAUUGAGGGAGCUCCAGAUGCUAAAAGACAGGCGGUUGAGGGUUCAACUGGGUCACCCAAGAAAUCUAUGCUCCCCAGAAUAGGUCCAUUAUCUCGGGAAACAUCAUUUAAGGGCUUAGACAGGCCAAGGGGAAAGUUAAAUCAUCAAGCAUCUUUCAGUGAUACCACAGAAGGUGCACGAUCUACUGGUUUACAGCUUCAACCUCCAAAAGGUACAUUUUUAAAAUCCAGUUCCUUCAAUUCUUCAAGCUCAAAACCGAAAGUGCAACUCAUGGAUGAUGUUAUUCUCCCAAGAAAGAAGACUGGGAAAGAAUACACUCCUGUGGAUGUAAAGGAGGGGGAUGUUGGAAUUGUAAGCAAAUCAAUGUCAAGUAGAACAACAGGCACUGGGAGUUCUACUGGAAACGACUCACAAGCAAAAAUCCUUGCAUCGAAAGUUCAUUCACAAGAAGGCAAGAGCUCAAAGCAACUGAAAGAUCGUAGUACAGAAGCUAAUGCGUCAGCAGCCUCCACCGAUCAGAAGCUUAAUUCACGCAGCAGUUUGCAGUCUGAUGGUAAACGAGGUAGCUUGACGAAGCAAGUUAGCAAUCUAAACCGGAACCGUCUAGAAAAUCCGGUUGCUUCUGGCAACUCCCGCGAGCAAAGUGCAAGUCAAGCUGACUGUAAGGAUGAACUGACAUCCACAUCGUGUGCAGGUGAGGGUGUUCCAAGCAACGGUAACGUAGCUUCGCAGGAUGGAUUACUGCGGUCCAGGGAAUUUAGAGAGGUAGGAAAGAAAAACAAAGAAGCCUUAGGUAAGCGCCAAAGGUCUAGCCUGUUAUCAGGUGGAAAAGGAUUACCAUCUUCUCAAAAAGGAGGCCAGACUGCAGAGUCUAGUGACACCUCUGGCGUUUCUGAUAGUGAUCCCUCUACCACAAAAAUUGUUCGGGAGGAUAUAAAUAAGGGUAAUAGGUUGCGAGCAGCAGUAGAUGCUGCUCUCCGUAAAAAGCCCAGCUUUAGCAAGAACCGAGUAUUGGAGCAAUGUGAUGCAGCUUUGGCAUCUAAUGUGCAUUCUAAUUCUGAUAAAACUUUACGAGAUCAACUGCCAUCAAAGAUGCCUACGACUUCAUGGCCUGCUCCUGACCCGUACAAACAGACUUUUGUAACAAAUGGGAAGCAGCUCGUACCCUCUGGUGCUGAUGCGUUGCCUCCACGAUCCGUAGAACUUGAAGUUAGUACUUCCUCUGUGAAGCCUGUUAUGAGAGAUUGGCCAUUAGUAUCCCCACUUGCUCUGUUGAGAAACUCAGCCAUUCCAGACCAUGAAUCCAUAUGGCAAGGAAACUUGGAGGUGCGGAAAGCUAGAGAUCAAUCAGCUAUGCAUAGCGGAAUUCAAGCACAUCUAUCAACCUUAGCAUCACCUAAGGUUGCUGAAGUGGUGAAUAAAUUUCCAGAAAAGUUUAGCUUGAGUGAAGUACCUCGGCUAAGUACAUGGCCUGCACAAUUUCAAGACAUAGGUACUAAGGAAGAUCAUAUAGCUCUGUUCUUCUUUGCAAAGGAUGUUGAGAGUUAUGAGAGAAAUUACAAGCCCCUGGUUGAUAACAUGAUGAAGAAAGAUUUAGCCCUAAAAGGGAACCUCGAUAAUAUUGAGCUUUUGGUUUUUGCAUCUAACCAGCUUCCUCCGAAUUGCCAACGUUGGAACAUGUUAUAUUUCCUUUGGGGUGUAUUCCGAGGAAGAAAAGAGACUUCUACUGUUAACCCACAAAAGAACCCACCUUUGCCUGCUCCAAAUGUUUUACCGCGUGACCAAGACCCCAGUGACUUGUGCCAAACGAGUUCUCCUUCCAAGCAUUUGGAGAAAGCGUCUUCUCUAUGCGAGAGCUCACACAACAUAAAUGGAACUCAAAGUAGGACAGAUGUAUCUAGACAUGAGAAUCCAAGUGACAGAGAAUCCUCUAUUGAGCGAUCAUCGAACACAAAGGUGGAAGUUGCUAAGGAGGAAGAACCAGGUGCGAAUUAUAUUGCUUGUCAAGCUAAUGGAUCAAACUCUGGAGAUAAUCUAGUGAAGAAGGUUCAGCAGCACAUUGAAGAACAAGAAUUAGGUGGUGGAAAGGCUGUGCCCAUGACUGUCACGGACACAGAGAUUCUGCCCCAUGGCCAAGACAAUCCUCUAGAAAAAGAUGUCAACUAUAGUCAGGCUAGUCAGAGGAAGCGUCCUCAUUGGGAACUGAUAAGACCUGCCACCGAAAACCAGAAAGUGGAGCUCAGUAAUGAAGCUUUAAGCGAAGAAUCUCCGAAUAAGAAGCUGAAGACAGAAACCCAAAGCGGCAGCAGCAGCAGCUUUUCACAGGAUACAAAUGGGAAUGAUUCAGGGAUGAUGAAGAAGAGUCCCAAAGUGGUGUUCCCUUUGGACUUGAAUGCGGAAAGAGGAGAAGAAGAAGAAGACAUGGAACCAGUUGAUGAUCUCAUUCCACUUGGCAAUAACAACAACAACAAUCAGAGUGGGAGAUUGAUUGGUACAGUCCCGAAUCUGGAGCUGGCAUUAGGAGGUGAAGAAACAAGGCAAGAAGAAGGGGCAAUGGGACUAUUGCCUUUCUUAGCCGGAAGAAGCAACUCUGAGGAACAAAGUAGUAGUCAUAGUAAAGGAAAAGAGAAGGAAGAAGAUGAUGUCUCAGCUUCUCUGUCGUUAUCAUUGUCGUUUCCGGGAGAGGAGAGGAAGAAUGCUGAUAAGAAGACUCCAUUGUUUCUCUUCAGAGACCUUCCCAGAUAA
Eruca vesicaria subsp. sativa (arugula) is the source of this 3652-nucleotide messenger RNA. NCBI's taxonomy places the organism in Eukaryota, Viridiplantae, Streptophyta, Magnoliopsida, Brassicales, Brassicaceae. The record is from the annotation of a GenBank genome assembly.